Messenger RNA from Trifolium pratense (red clover), 1968 nucleotides. RefSeq names its product rRNA-processing protein UTP23 homolog. The record is from RefSeq and is a predicted model, not a curated record. NCBI's taxonomy places the organism in Eukaryota, Viridiplantae, Streptophyta, Magnoliopsida, Fabales, Fabaceae. The coding region runs from base 928 to 1782 and encodes 284 amino acids. The transcript is spliced from 7 exons. Gene Ontology annotation, molecular function: small ribosomal subunit rRNA binding. Gene Ontology annotation, cellular component: small-subunit processome; nucleolus.
ACAAAUCAAACAAUUCCGACCUUUCUCGAUUGAACUCCAAAUUACCUUUUUUUCUUUUUUCUUUCUAGAAUUAGAAAAUUAACUCAAGAGAUUUUUUUUUUUUUGACAGUUAACUCAAGAGGUUAACAAGAGGAAAACACAAGUUCAUUGUUCUCUUCCAUACAUAACCCUAAUUCUAAAUCACCAAAGAAUCUCUAAAAUAUUUGCAGCUAGGGUUGGGAACGGUUCAGUAAAAAAAAGAUUUGAAAUGUUUUUCACCUUCUCCUAGCAUCGCGCUGCCUCUUCUUCUCCUAACUUCUAUAGCUCUCGCCGCUGCUUUGCUCCAUCUGUCCCAGCAGCGACACUCACCAUUCUAGCCCCGUUCGAAACAUACUGCUACAUCUCCAUCGCCUUGCCGCCGGAGCAAAUCUCAUGUCAACGUCACUGGAAGAAUAAUUUAAGAAUCUUAUAGAAGAAUUAUUGUUACUAACAUUGAAAGAAGAAAUCAAAUUCCCCUUUGUUGAAAUAUUCUGAAUCAUAGAAAAUCAAAUUCCCCUUGAAGUGCGUUGCCACUGUGACAAACGGUGAGAGGCGGCGACGGUGCAACAUUGACGGCGAUGAGAAAAACCGAGGGAGGUAGAUGGAAACGCCGUUUCAAUUCUGUUUCUUCUAUUUAAUUUUAAGUUUUUAAUACCAGCCUUUAGAUUAAAGUUUGCCACAUGUCACACAUCCAUAAGAAGAAAAGGACUAAAAGGAGCUAAUAGAAAGGAGCAAAGCCGCUCUCCUGUUAGAAGCACCAGUGUCCCGCCGUUCUCCAUACUCUGCCGCAAAAAGUAAGCACCAGUGUCCCGCAGUCGGAGUUUGUCGCCGGCAGCCGCACAACAUAUACAAACACAACACAACAGAAAUAUUCUCCAUAGCAAAGCGAUUCCGCGAUUGAAAGCAUAGAUGAAGGUUAAGAAGCAAAAAAGGCAUAGGAAGAGUUUAACGUUUUACACUGCAUGUUUUGGUUUCCAUAAGCCUUACAGAGUUCUUUGUGAUGGAACAUUUGUUCAUCACCUUGUUGCCAAUCGUAUAACUCCGGCUGACACGGCUCUUGCCAAUAUUCUUAGUUCUCCUGUCAAGCUUUACACAACAAGCUGUGUUUUAGCCGAGUUGAAACGGCUUGGUAAAUCCUAUUCUGAGGCUCUUGAGGCAGCUAAGAAUCUUAUAAUUGCAAGAUGUGAGCAUGAUAAAUGUGUGAGGGCCGAUUCCUGCAUCACUGAGGUUGUCGGAGAAAAUAAUUCUGAGCACUUCUUUGUUGCUAGUCAGGACGCUGACCUGCGGAAGAAGUUGGAAGAGGUACCUGGCGUGCCUCUCAUAUUUGGUCUCAGAAAUGCUCUUUUCCUCGAAUCUCCAUCUGCAUUUCAGAAGGAAUAUGUCAAAACUUCUGAAGAAGGACGAUUGCAUAUGACCAAUAAAGAAUACCAGAUAUUUAGGGAGAGGGCAAUGAAUAGAUUAGCUGCUGGGGAAGCCGACAAUUCCAAUACUGAAAUAGUUGAAAACAAGGACUCAGAAGAUCCUAUUGCAAGUGCACAGGCAAUAAAAAGAAGUAUUACUUCAAGGAAUAAGAUUGGAAUCAAGGAUAGACCCCAGUUCAAGAGAAAAAGAGCAAAGGGUCCAAAUCCACUUUCUUGCAAGAAGAAAAAAAGCCGUGAAGACCAAAACAGUUCAAAGGAAACGAAAGGAGACAACACAGCGAAGAGAAGCAGAAAAAGGAAGAGGUCACGUAAAGGUCAAAUGUCAGCUGAAGCAAGCAGUUAAGUAGAUCAUUAGGUAUAUAUGGAUAUGGAUGAGCUCCCCAAGUUUUCUACUGCUGAUGAGUUUAGAGAGAAUGCCAAAUUUUGAUUUAUGUUAUCAUGUCAAAGGAAAGUACAUUAGUUGCAUUUUUUACUCCUGUACUGUUGUUGUUCUCGUUCCUGUUAGGAGAUUAUUGAUUUGGACAUUAUU